Messenger RNA from Callorhinchus milii (elephant shark), 2645 nucleotides. Its product is annotated as interleukin-5 receptor subunit alpha-like. Gene Ontology annotation, molecular function: protein binding; cytokine receptor activity. NCBI's taxonomy places the organism in Eukaryota, Metazoa, Chordata, Chondrichthyes, Chimaeriformes, Callorhinchidae. The transcript is spliced from 11 exons. The coding region runs from base 350 to 1663 and encodes 437 amino acids. The record is from RefSeq and is a predicted model, not a curated record. Gene Ontology annotation, cellular component: external side of plasma membrane; membrane. Gene Ontology annotation, biological process: cytokine-mediated signaling pathway.
GGAAGGUCCCCAGUUCUAACCAGAGCGGCUGUGAAGUAGACAGAACAGGAAGCUUUGCUAUUGCUGCUGCUUGACAGGGCAACCGCCGCAGAGAGAUAGUGAGCUGCUCAGUUUCACACAAACAGAAAGUGUUUGGAUUGGAGACGGAAUUUCCUUCUACGUCCAUUGAGGAGCAAAAAAAAAUCUUUAUCUCGAAAACCACGAAGAGGCAAGCACAAAAGUAAACUGUUCCCUGGCCAACUCUCUCUCUCUGUUAAUCGCUCACACUUCUUUUCCACAAGCACCUAAGACACAGGAAGGCAUUAGAAGAGCUUUCACACCUGAAUUCUGUUUCUCUCUCGUGCUCUGAAUGGGGUAUUUGGGCUGUUCACUCAGAACCCAUUAUUUCCCUGGCCGCUGUUUCUCCCUGAGGAUCUCUGUUAUGUUGCUGUUUAUAUAUUUCCAUGUGCUGACUAUUGCGGUGCCAAUUGUGCUCAGCGCUGACAACUUGGAGAAACUCACUGAUCUCUCGGAAAUUAAUCCGCCCGCAGACGUUCAUAUGGAGGAGAUUGAGUUGGGAGAGCUGUCCAUAUCUUGGAACAGUAACCUCAGUGAAGACAUCCACAAGAUGUUCUCGAUCAAUUACCAGUUUGAGUGGAAAUACAAUGAUUCAGUGACUUGGCAACCGGCCUCCAGAAUGGAAGACCCAGAGUACACGGACGAUUUUGAGUUGCACAGGGGAGUGGACAUGCAAGUGAAGAAUGUAAUCAUAGAGAAACCCAUUAAUUUUGAUUCCAUGGAAGCCGAAAGCAACUGGACUGAAAUGCAUUACCCGCCCGCCUCAGGAGAUCCAGAAACAGCGGCUGCCAACAUUUCAUGCAUUGUGUAUAAUAAUACAUACAUGAACUGUUCCUGGCAAAUUGGAACUAAGGCCCCAGAAGACAUUGUGUACUUUCUACACUACAGACAGGAUGAUGAUACCAGGAUUUGCACCGAUUACCUUAAGGAUGAUAGAGGAAGGCAUAUCGGCUGCCACAUUGUCAAUGGGAUUGAUACUGAAGUAAUUGUAAUUCUACUUGUCAACGGAUCAAGUCAACAAGCUGAGAUUUACCCAAUUUACAGAAUUUUUCAACCAAGUUCAUUUGAGAAGUUCAACCCACCUGUAAAUGUUCAAGUCGUGAAUCACACUGUGAAGUGGGACAUAUCUGACAAUACCUCAAUUACCAACCCGAGAUGCUUUGCUUAUUUACUGAAUGUCAAAGAUUGGACCAACAACGCUGAAAAGAAUAUUUCUGUCAACGAAAGAACAGAUUACAAACUUCUGGUCUACAUCCCGUCAAAGCGCUAUUCAGUGAAAGUCAGCCUCAGCUUACAGUUUUGUGGUGUCUCUCAAUUCUGGAGUGACUGGAGCAAUGAAGUGUUUAUUGAAGCAGAACACUCAGGAAGCUUUUCCAGUUCUCCGAUGCUCAUAUUACUUGUGGUGGUUCUGAACCUGAGUGUGCUUGUCAUUAUAUGUUUGUUGAAAAGGGUGAUAAAGAAAAUGCUCGUACCAGUUCCCGAUCCCCAGAGAAAGUUCCCAGAGUUGUUUGGAAAAUACAACGGUGACUUUCAGCAGUGGCUCGGUUACAAGGAACAGAUCUGGAUAGCGGCUGAGUGCACGACAGCUCCUAUUGAAGAAAACUAAAGUGACUCAAUGUGCAACUCGGUAGCCUGAGGUCGCUGUCCAGUGUGAAGGGCACUGUAUAAAUGCAAGUUGUUGUUGAGAUUGUUUCGUGCGGCCCAAAGUACGGCCUCCAAUGCAAUCCCCACCCUCGGCCCCAACCCACCCAGUGAUUGGGAAAUAGAGGUUCAAUAUUUCCCAAACAAAGGUGUGUUCAGCCAGGAAUCCAGGUCAUAGGUUUAACAGCUGAACCCAACUGGGCAAGUGUGGUAAAUACAGAUUAGGGGGAGGGAGAGAGGGACAGAGACACAGAGACACACAUAUACAAACACUCACCAUUACAGAGGUAGAAAGAGAGAGAGACACACACAGAGGCAGAGCUACACAUAAUAAUAAAUACACAUACAUAAUCACAAAGAGGCAAAGCAACACACGCACACACACACACACACACACACACAAAGGCAAAGUAUUGCAGAAAUCUGGUAUUAAACACAGUCAGAAGUGAGAAAAAAGCCUCAAAAGUCAUUGACUUAAGAUUGUUUAAUUUUUUUUUCAAUGCACAGUUGUGGGAAAGUCAGCAAAAGACUAGAAUCCACCCGUGGAACUUGUUAAGAAAUCUUUAUUAGAAAUAACGCAGAUUAGCACCUCCCUUUAUCACAAGAGGCACCUCUACCUUUUAAUGACUCCUCAAUCAAUGUGAAGCUACUUCUGCAGACUGCUGUGAGCCGCUCUACUUCUUACACUUUGUCACUUUUUAUGUUCAUCUCAAUGUUUGUUUAAAGAACUAUCCGUGUUGUUGACAGUGAAUAUAUACAUAGAGUACACAGUGAAAUUGUAUUCCUCACAUGUCAAAAGUUGUAUUUUUUUGUACCGUUUGCUCCUGAGAAAGAUUGCAUCUCUUUUUCUAAGCUGUGAUAUAAAGUUUUGAAAAUGUAUGACUGUACUGUUAAAUUGUUUGUGCCUGUUCAGGUGGACAUUAAAGAUCCACAACGCUAUUUAAAAA